AUGUCUGUCCCCCUGGCCUUCCUCUCCGACCUCGCGGACCCCCUGCCUGGUGUCUCUCUGGGUGACCAACUCGCCCAGUCCGUCACCGACGCGGGACGCGUCGCCACCCUCCUCGACUGUAUCCCCACCUCGGACGCCCCCGCUCUUUGGUCCGUCUCCGCCACCCGUCCGCCGACCACUCAUGCCGCCCUCCACCACUUCAUCUCCAAGUUCGCCCUCCCCACCUCGGGCCUCCAGGACCACCUCGGUCCCAAUGACCGCGUCAUGGUCGUCCUCCCCACCAGCCCCGAGAACGCGGUCGCGCUUCUCGCCGUCUCCUCCUACCACACAUGUGCCCCCGUCAACUCCGGUUGCACCGCCGGCGAACUCUCCGAGGACGCGCGCCGCCUGCGCGCGAAGGCGAUCGUUACCACCACCGACGCGAUCGAGCGGCUCGAGCUGCGCAAGUUGAGGGAGGAGCUCCGGUGCGAGGUUAUCUUCAUCCACGCACGCGCCGACAGCCCCACCGGCCUCUUUGAUAUGACACUCAUGGACGACCGCGACGACGACAACGCCGACACAUGGUCGGUUGUACAGAAGACAACUCGCCCCCCGACUCAACUGCAUGGUUUGUACGACCAGUCCCUCGUGCUACACACAUCAGGAACCAGCGGAAAGAAGAAGGUCGUACCUUAUACACUCCGCGCCCUCAUCGUUGGUACAUGCGCAGUCGUGCGCUCUUGGGAUUUGAAACCCGACGACGUCAACAUGAAUAUGAUGCCGCUGUUCCAUGUUGGUGGUAUCGUUCGGAACCUAUGGGCUCCUAUCUUCUCCGGCGGGAGUGCCAUUAUGUGCCCAGGGUUUGACAGCACUGCGUUCUGGCCUAUCGCAAUGGCAUGCGGGGCUACCUGGUACUAUGCGGCACCUACUAUGCACCACGCUAUUUUGGCGUCGAAACCAGAAUCCAUCGUGCCCCUCAGGGACACUCGGAUUCGCAUGAUCGCCAACGCCGCGGGGGGUCUCCUACCCUCACUCGCCAUCCAGCUUAAGGAGACGUUUGGCGCGGUCAUCCUGCCUUCGUAUGGCAUGACCGAGUGCAUGCCCAUCGCGUCUCCACCCACCACAUACGCGUUGGAACGUCCUGGUUGCUCUGGUGUCGCGUGCGGCCCCUACUUGUCUAUCCGCGACCCUCUCAACCUCGAGCGCGAGCUCCCAUGCGGGGCAACAGGUGCCGUCUCAGUCCGCGGUCUUCCCACGUUCGAUGGGUAUGAAACAGGUCCCAACGAGCCUCUCGACACCUCCGCCUUCUCGUCGGAGGGUUGGUUCGAUUCUGGAGACGUUGGCUACAUGGAUGACGCCGGGUACCUGUAUAUCACCGGUCGGUCCAAGGAGAUCAUCAACAAAGGCGGAGAAGUCAUUUCCCCCUUCGAGAUCGAGGAGGCGAUCGUCCAGGUCGCAAAGGGUCGCGUGAAGUCCACGAUCGCGUUCUCCGUUCCCCACGACGUCCUCCAGGAGACUAUAGGCGUCGUCAUCGUUCCCGUUCCCGGUCGGCCGCGGAUCGGUCUCUCGGAGUUGCUCGAUCUUCUCAAGGCCCAGCUCCACCCUUCGAAGUGGCCGUUCGCAGUUGUCUACAUGGACGACCUCCCGAAGAACAAUGCUGGGAAGCCUCUCAGGAUCAAGCUUGCGCAGCGCCUGGGUAUCGAGUGCUUGACUGACGACACGCCUGCGGUCGCACGGCACUACGAAGCCGCUGUCCCCGACAAGAAUGCUCCUCUUUCCCAGCCCAUUGAAUGCUCGGUCGUAACUCUCGACAUGGUGGCUGUGGAGCGUGCGAUUGCGAGCCUCAGCGGCGUCGACGAAGUUACCGUUCGUACGCGAUCCGAUGGCACACCGGAAGCGAUGGUCGCUGUUCGUCCCUCGUCCGACCUCGACUCCAGCGCUCUUGUAGCCGCCAUCGCGGACCUCAUCCCCGGGUACGCAAUCCCGACUCCCAUGCACGUCUUCCGGGAACUCCUGGCCCGCAAGCAGGACCGCUCGGUCGACUGGGACCUCAUGGAAGCCGAGGUCGCGCGCAGGAACGCGAGCAGCAUGUCUCCGCAGGCUCUCGUCAUCCGUGACAUCGUCGCGGACCUGCUCGACAAGGAACCUGGCUCCAUCACCGGCGACAGCGACUUUUUCCUUCUCGGCGGCAACUCUCUGCUUCUGGGCCGCCUCGCGCACGUUAUCCGGAAGGAGACUGGCGUUACCGUCCGGGUUCCCUCCAUCUUCACGCACAGCACGAUCAACGGGAUUGCCUCACUUAUCGAAGGGGAUGAGUCAGGGUCGACUAGCCCUAUCAGCCCUGACAAGACUGCCGUCAACACCCGGGCGCACAACACUCCCGCGAUGUCCGAGAAGUCGGCGAGCUCGCUGCACCUCCCCGAGCUCGAGUACGGCGCGCCUGCCUCGAGCACCGGCCGCGGCCAGACGCACCCCUUGUCUCUCAUCGUCCAGGCCAUUCCUUUGCUCUUCUUCUACCCCCUAAAGGCCGCCUUCACCUGGACCGGCAUUGUGUAUAUCCUUUCUCUCUUCACGAGAUAUGUCUCGUCUGGCUACUGGAUUCGCAUUGGCUCUCUGCUCGUCGCGGUCGUCAGCUCUCGGCUGGCGACGCGCAUCGUUUUCCCCCUGCUGGCUAUCGCGGUGAAGUGGGCGGUCAUCGGCCGCUACAAGCCGGGCACGUACCGCUUCUGGAGCAACUACCACCUGCGAUGGUGGAUCACGAACCAGUUCAUCCGGUGUGCGGGGCGCGGCGUCUUCGCCGUGCACCCCGUGCUGGAGGCUCUCUACCUCCGCAUGAUGGGCGCGAAGAUCGGCAAGAACGUCUCGAUCGACUCGCGCGCGAAGCUCGCCGAGUACGACCUGCUCACUCUGCAUGACGGCUGCCAGAUCGACAACGCCCUCGUGCGCGGCUUCUGCGUCGAGCGCGAUGGCUGCUUCCGCUUGGACCCCAUUGUGAUCGGGCGCGGCGCGACGGUCAACACGUUCACCCAGGUCGCCCCCGGCGCUGUCAUCCCCGACGGCGCGGUGUUUGGCCCGCAUGCCUCUUCGCACGACGAGCCCUCCCCCGACUACCUUGCUCAGGCCAACCGCGCAGUCGCUCGUCAGCCCCACUGGCUCUUGAAGGUCUUCGUUGCUGCCCCCGUCAUCCUCAUCAUCAAGGUCGGGGCUUACGUCCCGUGGUUCGCCGCGCUCUUCAUCCUUCUCGCGCAGCCCCCGCCCCCCGCGAACCUCGGCUCGGAGCUCGAGCGCGUCAUCGUCUGGUUCGCGUCCCCCGAUCGUGUCGCCUGGCACGCCCUCGCGCGCAUCGUCCGCGUCAUCUUCCCGCCCCUCCUCCAGAUCAUCCUUGGCAUCAUCGUGAAGCGCAUCAUGGGCCUCAACCGCGAAGGCCCCGCUGCGGAGCAGUCGCAGUGGGCGCUGCUGCGGCGCUACAUCAACAGCAGCCUGCUGAGCCAGGAGGCGCUCAAGCGCGCGUACGACAUCGUCGGCUCGCACUACGAGGUCACGUCGUUCAUCUGGCGCUGCAUGGGCGCGAAGGUGGGCAAGCGGGUGUACUGGCCGGGCUCGGGCCUCUACUGCCCGGACCCCGAGCUGCUCGAGAUUGGCGACGACGUCGUGUUCGGGUCCCGCUCGGAAGUUUUCACGACGGACGGCGCGGGCUCCGGGAAAGUCGUUAUUGGGAAGGGGGCGAUGAUUGCGGACCGCGUUGUGCUGCUUCCCAGCACCACCGUGGGUAAGCGGGCGGUGAUGGGCUCCGGCGCACUCGGACGCCGCGGUGUCACGUACGCGGACGGCUCGGUGUGGAUGGGCUCGGAGGGCGGCGAGGCGGUGUGCUUCAAGAACGGCAGCAAGGAGGCGGAGGACGACGAGAAGCCGACGACGACGCCGUUCGGGCGCGCGUUCUACGAGCGCAAGGCGACUUUCUUCGUGUUCCCCUACCUGAUGCUCGUGCUCAUCAACCUCGCUGUCGCGAUCCUCUCUGCGGGCUACUGGUCUAUCGCCGCGGUCGUCGGCACGCAGGUCCUCAACCAGCUGCGCAUCCACAUCCCGCACCUGCACCUCUUCCACGACGGCCCCCGCCAGAUCUUCGUGCUCUUCGGGCUCAUCAGCUGCUGGUUCAUCGCGACGCUCAACAUCCAGGCCGUCGUCGCGCUCCUCUGGGUCGUCGCCACCAAGUGGGCCGUCAUCGGCCGCCGCAAGGAGGGCAGCUACAACUGGGACCUGAGCUCGUACUGUCAGCGCUGGCAGCUCCACCUCGUCCUCUCCAAGCCGCUCUACCGCGGCUUCGGGAACGGCGGGAUCCUCGGCAGCAUCAGCGGCUCCGCGUUCUUCGUCUGGUACCUGCGCGCGCUCGGCGCGAAGAUUGGCAAGGACUGCGCGAUCUUCGCGGGCGGGCGCGUCGGGCUCAUGACCGAGCCUGACUUGGUCGAGCUCGGGGACCGCGUCGCGCUCGACGACUGCUCGGUCGUCGCGCACAUCAACUCGCGCGGCCAGUUCUCGCUCAACCACCUCAAGAUCGGCUCCUCAUCCGCACUUCGCUCAGGCUCGCGCCUGCUGUCGGGCGCGUCGAUGGAGGACAGCUCGAUGUUGCUCGAGCACACCCUGCUCACGUCUGGGGAGAUCGCGGAGUCCGGCGGCGUGUACUCUGGCUGGCCGGCGCACCGGCUCGACCAGGAGACGUACCUGCGCAAGAAGUCGUCGUACCAGAUCCUUUCCGCCAUCCACCAGGGCUCGUACUACCAGAACCUUCAGAAAAUGCACGGCGAGCUGGAGGAGGAGAAGCGGCGGCUCGACCAGAAGCUGGCGUCGCACCAGCGCGAGCUGCGGGAGGCGAAGCGGCGGCUGGAGGCGAUGCUGCAAACGACGGAGGUGCUCCGGGGCUCGACCUACGGCGGGCUGCAACGGUGAGAUGAUCAUGCUAUGACCACGAUAUGCUCGCGUGCUCCGCGGACGUUGGGAUCUAUCUGUGUGUAUGAUCAGUGCCCGUUCCUCGUUACUCGUUACUCGUAUGUUUCCCCCUCCGUGCCCGUGCUCCGUGUCCGUCCCCCCGACUUGUAUAGAUGCUAGACAUGCUUGAUAUCUCGUUUGGUUACGUUCUGUAUUGGUAGCGGUUUUGUUCAUAGCUAUCCGAAUCGUUUUUACAUGCUACUACUCUCAUAUCUCAUAUCUCGUCCACACCGUCGUUAUCCCCGGUCGCCCGUCGGCCAGCCGCUCCUUCCGCGAUCGAUACCUUAGUGCCCAUGCCUUAAAGCCGUGCUCGGGCCACGCCUCGCCCUGUCCAUAUACCUCGCAAAACCC
Messenger RNA from Trametes versicolor FP-101664 SS1, 5313 nucleotides. Its product is annotated as acetyl-CoA synthetase-like protein. NCBI's taxonomy places the organism in Eukaryota, Fungi, Basidiomycota, Agaricomycetes, Polyporales, Polyporaceae. The record is from RefSeq and is a predicted model, not a curated record. The transcript has 5 exons. The coding region runs from base 1 to 4923 and encodes 1640 amino acids. Gene Ontology annotation, molecular function: medium-chain fatty acid-CoA ligase activity; phosphopantetheine binding. Gene Ontology annotation, biological process: fatty acid metabolic process.